CUAUGGAGCAGAUGAGAGCAAGUAUGGUCCCAUUUGGGAGAUCAUUGAUAGGAGAUGGCAUCAUCAGCUUCAUAGGCCCAUCCAUGCGGCAGCCUAUUAUCUGAAUCCGGCAUUCCGUUUUAUCCCUUCUUUCAAGGCUGAUGCGGAGGUCCUUAAUGGGCUAUAUGCAAUCAUGGAGAAGAUGGGACCUGCUGGUACUUCUCAGAUAGACCUUUUUUGAGAGCUACAGAUGUUCUCAGAUGCACAAGGGGAGACCUUCUCUUGUCCUGUCGCCAAAGACGGUAGGACAACUAUGAUGCCAGAUCAUUGGUGGAACUUUUUUGGCCCAGAGACACCAAAUGUUCAGAAGUUGGCCAUUCGUAUCUUGAGCCAACCAUGCAGCGCAUCAGGUUGUGAGCGCAAUUGGAGUAUGUUAGAGCACAUACACUCCAACAGGCGCAAUAGAUUAUCUGUGGAGAAGAUGAAUGAUCUCGUCUUUGUUCACUACAACCUCCGCCUGAGAAUGAGAAAGAAUGCAACAGUUGACAUGUCUCCUAUCAUUCUAGAUGAGGUUGAUCUUGAAGCAAAGUGGGCCAAUGAGAAUCAGACAGCUCCUGGGACUCCUACAGUUGUAUUUAGUGAUGAUGACAUUGAUUGGAUCGACCAGGUAGAUAUAGAGGCUGAGGCUGUAGCCAUGGCAGAGGAGGAGCAGAGAACACGAGCAGAGACAGGAAAUACUGAGACUCAGAGUGACACAGCUGUUCCUGAUGUUGGUGAGCAUGACACAGUCGUUCCUGAUGUUGGUGAGCAUGGCAUGGUGUCACGGGGAGCGACUAUGGCUGUUGAAUCAUCCAGGACCUACUUUAAAUGCCUUGGGCACGGCCCUCUGAGCCAUAGGCUUGUACACUUGUAGUUGUAUUUAGUAUUUACUAUUUACCUUUGGUAUUUGUAUG
Molecule: messenger RNA, 932 nt
Organism: Cryptomeria japonica (Japanese cedar)
Lineage: Eukaryota; Viridiplantae; Streptophyta; Pinopsida; Cupressales; Cupressaceae
Exons: 2
Coding region: 230-892 (220 amino acids)
Molecular function (GO): protein dimerization activity
Source: RefSeq, a predicted model, not a curated record